UGGCGGGAAGAUGGCGGCACCCAGGGAUUGGCUGGGAAGCGUAGAGGCAGAGGGGAUCGCGGGUCGUCAGGGAAGCUCGGGAGUGGAGGUGGUAUUUCCUUCCGAUCCCGCCACACCCGCCCCGCUGUGCCCUCACGGACCCACUCUUCUGUUUGUAAAGGUGAACCAAGGGAAAGAAGAAACACGGAGAUUCUAUGCCUGCUCAGCCUGUAGAGAUAGAAAAGACUGUAAUUUUUUUCAGUGGGAAGAUGAAAAGUUGUCAGGAGCUAGACUUGCUGCCCGAGAAGCUCAUAACCAAAAAUGCCAGCCUCCUCUCUCCCGAAUGCAGUGUGUGGAAAGGUACGUGAGGUUCAUUGAGUUGUCCUUGUCUCAGAGGAAGUUCUGUCAGGGCUGUCAGCAGCUGCUGUUGCCAGAUGACUGGGAGGAGCAUCAGGAGCACCGGGUGGUAGCUGAUAUUUCUAUCACCCAGUUGAAAAGGCCCAGUCAGCUUCUUUAUCCACUGGAAAACAAGAAGACAAAUGCCCAGUAUCUGUUCACUGAUCGGAGCUGUCAGUUCUUGGUAGACCUACUUUCUACCCUUGGAUUCACAAGAGUCCUGUGUGUUGGAACACCGAGGUUGCAUGAGCUGAUCAGAUUGAAAGCAUCAGGUGAAAAGAAGUCUAACAUUAAAAGCCUUUUAUUGGAUAUCGAUUUUAGGUAUUCACAGUUUUAUAUGGAAGAUAGCUUUUGCCAUUAUAACAUGUUUAACCAUCACUUCUUUGAUGGAAAGGCUGCCCUUGAAGUAUGCAGAACAUUUUUACAGGAAGAUAAAGGUGAGGGAGUCAUUAUGGUGACAGAUCCUCCUUUUGGUGGCUUGGUUGAACCUCUGGCUGUUACAUUCAAGAAGUUAAUUGCUAUGUGGAAAGAAGGUCAAAGCCAAGAUAGCAGUCAAAAAGAACUGCCCAUAUUCUGGAUUUUCCCCUAUUUUUUUGAAUUCCGAAUUCGUCAGUUUUUUCCAAGCUUCUGCAUGCUGGAUUACCAGCGCUUCCAUAGGACGUUUAUUUGUGUGGAUGAAGCUAUGAAAUAUGGAUGUAUGUUAGAGGUAGAUUAUGAUAAUCAUGCACUUUAUAAACAUGGGAAGACAGGUCGAAAACAGUCUCCUGUGCGUAUUUUCACCAAUAUUCCACCCAACAAAAUAAUCCUUCCUAGCGAGGAAGGGUACAGAUUUUGCCCUUUGUGUCAACGGUAUGUUUCCCUAGAGAAUCAACACUGUGAGCACUGUAAUUCUUGUACCUCCAAGGAUGGCAGGAAAUGGAACCAUUGCUUUCUCUGCAAAAAGUGUGUAAAACCUUCCUGGAUCCACUGUAGCAUUUGUAGUCACUGUGCUCUUCCAGAUCAUUCUUGCGGAGCCCCUAAAGAUGGCUGCUUUAUUUGUGGUGAAUUAGACCACAAACGUAGUACUUGUCCUAAGAUCGCUACAUCUAAGAAAGUGAACAACACCUUGUUUUUCAGAGCUGUCAGAAAGCAGAAGCAAAGAAAAAGUAAUAAGAUGAAAAUGGGGACCACUAAAGGACAAUCCAUGAAUCAUACAUCUGCUACAAGGAAGAAGAGCAGGAGAGAAAGAGCCCAUCAAUAUCUUUGCUCUUAAAUGUCCAGUGACUUGAGAAUAAGAAAGAUUUAUAGUCCAACCUUUGAUGCCAUUUUCUGAAAGUGCCACACUGGACUUAAUUCUUUCGCUUUCAAAGGUAUGCACCUUUCUAAGGCAGAUAAUGGGCAGGUGGUAUUUGCUGGUUUAUGGACCCCUGUGCAGCCCCUCUGGAGACCUGGGGGAGGUGUUCCAUCCUGAGCUGGUCGACCAGAUCUCUCUGUAUGCCUUUUUUUUUCUCUCUCUUUUAAUUCUCUCUGAAUCAUAUGAUUUUGGCCUCUUUUGAAAAAACGGGCAUGCAGCGUUCUUUUGCAGAAAGUGUCAGAAGAAAAAUGAAAGUGAAAACUUGAGCUCUUGUUUACAUUGAACGCAAGUAUGUUAAAUUAGGUCCAGAAAUCUUUUAAGUUAAAUAUCAAAACAUUGUAUGAUGACUUAAACCCCACUUGCGAAGUAAAGUACAAUGAACAAUUAUUUUUAGACAAAAUGAUGGGAAGAAUUUUGACAAAACUAAAGAUAUAAAGAUUAUAAUUAUGAUUUUAUUAUUAAAUAUUUGUCUCUCAAGUACUUUUUAUAGUGUCCUUUGAUAUAAUAGAACCAUUUAAAUGUUGUAGGAUAAAUGAGACAUCUAGAAUUAUGACUUGCUCUGUCAUCUCAGUGUCUUUUAACUUAAGCAGUAAGGUUAUUUCUUUGUAAAAGUAAUAGAAGGCAGGAGAGUUUGGGGAUUAAAACCUCUCAUCCCUAUUCUGACAAACGCUUCCUGACUGUAAGUCAUUAGCCAGGUCGUUCACUUGCAGCCCAUUUCUUAUUAUUAUAUAAUUACUUGAUUAUAUAACAGUAGUUAUACCACAGGCUUGUUUUCGUGAUGACGUUAAAUGGGGCACAAGUGCCUGGCUCUCAGUUCUGUUGGUGAGAAAUGUUACCAAGUGCAGAUGGCUGGAGCCCUAGUGGUAAUCAUCUGGUGGUCCAGGAUCAUAGCGGUGAAGGAACCGGGCUUGAACUCUGAGAACAGUCUCCCCGUGUCUCUGCUACGUACCUGACAUGAUCUUCAUAAGACUGCAUACUUUUGAACUGCUUGCAUUUGCAUAAUGACUUUUCUUCCCAAACAGCUGCUUUAGAGCAGGUUUGGAGGCAUGCUUACUUGGGCUUAGCUAGAGUGCUUGAGUGAAGGUACAAGAGCUGCUCCCCAUCUAGCCUGGAAAAUCCAUCUGGUCUUUAAGUUAGGACUGUUUGAUGCCUGAUGUGGAAGCACAAACAUGGCCCUGAUCCAUGGAUUGGGGUGUAUGUAUAUUCAGGGACAUCAAAAGUUGAGCUAAGCCCCCUGGAUUUAGCAAGCAUCAUAAAACUCUUCCCUCACCCCCUUUCCAUGUGGGUUGCUAUGGUGAUCAGAGGGGUGGAUUCAGAGGUGACUGGGUGAGAUAUGAACCUUUUGCAGAAUCAUUGUGAGUGUUCCCCCCAUCCCCUGAUUCAGCCGUAGGCCUGGACUUUACUUGACCUUCAUGGUGUCCUCCAAACCAUGGUAAAGUCUCAAAAUCUCCCCUGAAAUUCAAGACACCUAAGGGGACCGUGAUUCCUGAAGAACUAGGUCCUGCUGAUAAAUGGGUUAUUAUCAUGACCCCAUUUCCUUAGCUUUAAGGUACCAUCAAUUGUAAAAUGCACUAUUGAUGUGAUUGUGGCUUUUCUGGGGGAGAAACCCCAUAGCUCAUUAAUUGUGUAUAUUAAAUUUUAGAUGUAUCUUAUUUUGGAGAUACUGAAAUGUUAAAAAAAAAAAGUACACCUUAGAAUUGAGGAAAUAGGGUAUUACUUACAAUCAGAAAUUAUGUACUUUAAAACUUUAACUGCUUAGGAAGUUAAAAAUAAGAAAUUUGAUGAUUCUGGGGGCUCAGUUGGUUAAGUAUACAACUCUUAUUUUUGCUCAGGACAUGAUGUCAGGGUUGUGAGAUUGAACCCUGUGUCGGGUUCCACACUUAG
This is a messenger RNA of Enhydra lutris kenyoni (northern sea otter), 3592 nucleotides long. RefSeq names its product zinc finger CCHC-type containing 4 (gene ZCCHC4). The transcript has 14 exons. The record is from RefSeq and is a predicted model, not a curated record. Lineage: Eukaryota; Metazoa; Chordata; Mammalia; Carnivora; Mustelidae. Gene Ontology annotation, cellular component: cytoplasm; nucleolus. The coding region runs from base 11 to 1627 and encodes 538 amino acids. Gene Ontology annotation, biological process: rRNA methylation. Gene Ontology annotation, molecular function: nucleic acid binding; zinc ion binding; rRNA (adenine-N6-)-methyltransferase activity.